AUGUUCGGGUUCGGUCCAGCAGCUGCGCUGCUCCUCGCAGUGUCAGUCUUCACGGUAGCCGCAGACGACACUUGCUAUCUUCGCCGAAAGGACCAGAUCAUCACGAAGAAUGACUGGGUCUCUUGUCCGAACACUGGUUCUUCGUCCGGAGACUCGCUGUGCUGUCGGAAGGGAGAUGUGUGUGGUCCCGACUCUCUCUGCCACACGCCGACUGUCAAGGACGGCAACGAGUGGUAUCUGGGUGGCUGCACGAACAAGGACUACAAGGGCUCGGUCUGCAACAAGGCCUGCUCGUCGUACCAUCAAACGUGGGCCGUCUACAACAACACCGGAAAGGGCUACUGGACCUGUUGUGGCGACUUUGACUGCGAUGAUGCUAAGCAUACCACAAAGAUGUUCGACGGCGUUUCUCCCUCCUCGUGGAAGCCGGUCUCAACGGCUGGCAGCAAAAUGGGUCCCGUCAGCAGCGGCAGCAGUGGACUGUCCAGGACCGCGAAGAUCGGCAUCGCCGUUGGUGUAGCCGUCGCAGUGGUUAUUGCGAUCGUCGGUGGUAUCGUUGGCUUCUGCCUCCGAAAGAAGCGCGCCGUGAAGAAACAGCCCGCUUUCGGCAGGUCAGCGAAGAAGCAGUACGAGCAGAUUGAUCGCUCCCAGGGAGACAUACAGAUGGCAGCGCCUUUCGUGGCCGGGGAAAACCAGCCCUACUCGCGUCCACCAUCUCCGCCGGGUGGCCUUGCUCCUCGAUACUCGGACGACCGCAUACGUACACGGAGCACCUCCAACCCACCUCCGUUCCAGCCUCCGAGGGAUUGA
This is a messenger RNA of Saxophila tyrrhenica, 810 nucleotides long. RefSeq lists its product as uncharacterized. Bases 1 to 810 code for a protein of 269 amino acids. Lineage: Eukaryota; Fungi; Ascomycota; Dothideomycetes; Mycosphaerellales; Extremaceae. The transcript has 2 exons. The record is from RefSeq and is a predicted model, not a curated record.